This is a messenger RNA of Leptinotarsa decemlineata (Colorado potato beetle), 1196 nucleotides long. RefSeq names its product capon-like protein. Gene Ontology annotation, molecular function: nitric-oxide synthase binding. The record is from RefSeq and is a predicted model, not a curated record. NCBI's taxonomy places the organism in Eukaryota, Metazoa, Arthropoda, Insecta, Coleoptera, Chrysomelidae.
UCAGCUAGAGCUUUGAAAUCGGAGAGAAGUCUAGCGUCGACUGCGGCGAGUGUCGACCCUAAGCGGCGCUAAAUGCAUCUUCGUCUGUUUCGUCAUCACCAAAACACGUUGCAUACAGGAAACAAUAACUAUUCAAAAACUGUUCAUGGGUGACCCCCGGUAUAGUUCAGUCCAUACCGCCUAUCUUUAGUUCGAGAUGCCUACAAAGUGGUGUGUGUUUGUUUUGAUUUGAGUGGUAACUGGAUAUUGUGUAGAGUGUUUACGGUGCUAUUGGAAGCUGUGAACUCGAACUGAUAUGAAUCAUGAUCCCCAGCCCGAAUGUUGUCACUGCGAGGCAUGGAAAGCACGUUUUUCAAUCAUAAGAACCCCAGCAGUCGCUCACUUUCAGCUCAACUAGUUAGUUUAUUUUCGCCGUGGGAUCUGAAACAUUUCUAGAUUUAUUUUUGGUUGAAAACAUGUGUCAGUGUUGAUAUCGGAAAGUAAUAAUAAUUAUUCAGUGCCAACAUCUGAUUAUCGCUCCGUAUCGAGUAGCGGGUUGUAAAAUUUUCUGUGAAAAUGUAAAAAGAACAAAAUGCCAUCAAAAAGGCAGUAUGACUUGGUGCAAAACGAUGACUACGAUACAAGAAUUCCACUCCAUCCCGAUGAAGCAUUUCAUCAUGGAAUUGUUUUUCAAGCCAAGUACAUCGGCACAUUGGACGUACCAAGACCCACAAGCAAAGUUGAAAUCGUGGCUGCCAUGCGAAGGAUACGGUACGAGUUCAAAGCCAAAGGAAUCAAGAAAAAGAAGGUGACAAUAGAAGUUUCCGUGGAUGGCGUCAAAGUUACACUGAGGAAAAAGCGAAAGGUGAGUGUUCUCGUUAAGAAACGAUGGAUAGAUGAUGGAAAAUCAGUAUUACUCAGCCAUCCCGUUUAUAGGAUAUUUUACGUUUCGCACGAUUCCCAGGACCUCAAGAUAUUUAGUUACAUAGCUAGAGACGGAGCAUCCAACGUUUUCAAAUGUGCUGUUUUCAAGUCGAAUAAGAAGAGCCAAGCCAUGCGAGUUGUGCGAACCAUAGGUCAAGCAUUUGAAGUGUGCCAUAAACUUUCGAUAAAUGCUCCCGAAAAUGAACAUCUGGAUCAAGAUGAACAAGAUACGCUUACGCAAGACUUACUUAGCGACCGUUUAAGUGAUAUUAAUAGUGAUAAGCCCAAGAGAG